This is a messenger RNA of Acanthaster planci (crown-of-thorns starfish), 3181 nucleotides long. Its product is annotated as melatonin receptor type 1C-like. Gene Ontology annotation, biological process: G protein-coupled receptor signaling pathway. Gene Ontology annotation, molecular function: G protein-coupled receptor activity. The record is from RefSeq and is a predicted model, not a curated record. Gene Ontology annotation, cellular component: membrane. NCBI's taxonomy places the organism in Eukaryota, Metazoa, Echinodermata, Asteroidea, Valvatida, Acanthasteridae.
UUGAAUUUCUCUUUAAAAAAUGGGUACAUUACAACUCUGUAGCGAAUCUCUCAAAUACAUGUGCAAGGUAUUUUAUCCUUUUGGUUGAAGACCCACCUUUGCUAGUCUAAUAGCAGUACGUGUAGUUUGGAAGACUUAAUACCUGUUUUUCUGAAGCCAUGUUCACUUCUUUGUUAAAUUACCUGACUGGGAAACAUUCCAUUAAGUUUAUACAUAUUCUGUCUAGGCAAAAAGUCGUUAGUCCUACGUUUACACAUUUACAUUGUAAUGGAUCAGUUUCGAUUUCUAUAAAGAAAAUCACACAUCAUCUGUUUUUUGACAUGUGGAAGUCCAUAAUCAUUAACUGUCAAGCGUAGGCCUUAUGUGCUUCUUUCUGUGAAAGGACACAGUGACCAGAGCAGUAUUGAAGAUGGAAAAUUCCAUAAUUGGAAUUCAUGGUAAUUUAUACAUCGUCCAUAACAUUGAACAAAUUGCCUGCUAUCAGGAGACCAUCAGCAAGUGAAUACAACCCUAUCUCUCACUUUCUUCUUAAUUACUGAUAUUUUCAGCCAGCAAGUUACCGAUCCCAGAAUUGUCCAUUCUGUGAUAGCAAUUAGAGGGUCCAUUUGCUGCAGUCAAUAAAAUUAGAUUAGUUUACCAUGGUUUCUAUGUACGUUGUAACAUGUGUAUGUUAACUGUCUAGGACAGCCAUACCAGACAUAUAUCUACUGUAGUCAACAGAUUGCUACAGGAUUGCUAGGGAUAAUGCUGAGGAGGUUUGUUCUCUUUCUGCCAGUGGAUGUCUGUUGACAAAUUGAGACAGACCCAGUGACCAUCAUUGAUGUUGAUGGCCAGCUUGUGAGAAAACUUUUAGGAGUUGGAGUAGAGGAGAGAAUUUAACAGGUUUUACGUACAUUUUAUAUACUGUGAUGCGUAACCAAGGCAACAGGUGCUCCACUGAGUGAUGAGAUCGUCACAUUUUUGAAGGGAAUUGGAUUAUACAUUUUCAGCUGUAUUCUCCAUAGGAAAACUGGCAACUUUCUAUUGAGUCAUUCAAUAAUGGAUGAGCAAGACAACAGCACAAAUUCUCCUCCUGAAGUGUUUUACAGCUAUACUUACAGACAGAUGGUUGUAGCAUUUAUUCUGGUACUUUCAAUCCUUGGAACAUUUGGCAACAUGCUGGUCAUAGCUGCUGUGAUAUUGUCCAAGAAACUCUGGCAUGUCACCAACAUGUUUGUGCUGAAUCUUAGCAUCGUUGAUCUAUUGAUUUGUGUCUAUGUCAUUCCUAUGAAUGCAGUUGUAUUCUUCAAGGCAGAGCAAUCACCAACCAUCAAGCCCUUCUGCACCAUUGCAGGUUUGAUGUUUGUACUUUGCUUUGGAUGUAGCAUCAACAAUCUAAUGUGCAUUGCCAUCAGCAGAUAUGCUAUCAUUCGCCUGAAUGGAGCAGCUUACGCUAAGUUGUUCAGUCAGCGGAGGACUGCAUUAGCCAUCGGCAUGACUUGGUUGAUUCCCAUGUUUGGUGAGCUUGUUCCAACUCUCACUGGUUGCCUGAAACCUGGCUAUGAUGAAGACUUUUCAGCUUGCAAUGUAGAUGUGAAGAACACCCACAAAGGUUGUGCCGUAAUCGUCCUCUUCUCAAUUGUCCCUGUUCAAUUCUGUGUCUUAUUUUGGAGUUGUGCCAUGGUUUUUCGCCACAUUCGCACCCAUGCAAAGAGAGUUCAACAUUUGGAAGCGCCCAUUGAAAUGCAAGUCCACAAUGCACAGAGAAUUCAGCAACCUAGACCCAACACUAAACUCCAAGUUGAAGUAUCCAAGAAUCUGCUGUUAGUGGUGUGUGCCUUCAUCGUCUGCAUUUUACCUGCCACCAUCUGUAGUCUCCUGUUAUUCACAUUGAAAGACAAUACCACCGUAAGGAAGGUGAUGCCAGGUACUAUAGUAAUCUUGUCGGCAAACAGCUGUCUGAACCCAAUGAUCUAUGGUUUUAAGCACCCUCAUUUCAAGACAGUGUUCAACUGCAUUCUUCGUGGGAGAUUUGACCAAAUACCAGACAGGAAUAGGAUCUGUAAAUAACACAAUAUAUCUCUCUGUCUUAUGGAAAAACUUAACUUGCAGUUGACUUACUGUGGAUGUGAGUUGACCUUUUCCUUGAAAUCAGAACCUGCAGAGCUCUUUAAUAAUAGGAAUAAUAAUAAUAACAAUAUUUGUUUGGGCCAAUUAAACAUACAAGACAAUCACAAGACACAGCAGGCCGCCCAGGAGAACAUAAAAGUUGAAACAUAAACUGUCACCAAAAGGCGUAUGUCUCCCAAGACCCAAAUAGAACAGUAGGGUAAGACAGAGCGUAACUUAUUCGUCGUGUGGGAAGGUGUCAUACAUCUUACAGAUACCUAAAUGUGUUGAGACAAGAAAAUGUCAAAGAGAGAUUUCUUUUCUCCAAGGUGAUGAAAAUACAAUGAACAUGUAAUCUUCUUAUCCUUUUUAAUGUGUUUAUCAUGAUUUAUUUCAUUUGAGGAUUACAUGUAAGCGCACUGUCGUUGCAAGAUUUAGUCCCAUAUUUCACCUCAGAGUUAAAGUCAUUGUGGGAACAUACAUGUUAGCUUAAAUUAUUACUUUUCCUGUAAUUGAAGUUAAUCUGAAGAUAAUUGAUUGACCUCAUUGUUUAUGAAUCGGGGUUGAUAGGAGAUUGCAACUAGUUGUCAUGGAAACAUGUUUUGUAAGAGGAGGAAUGUUGCUUUGUAGCACACGGUUUGAUUCUUUUCCCAUGGGAAACAUCCAUCAGGUCCAUUCAGCCAAGGCAAAGCUAUAGCUAUUAUCUGUCAAGCCUAACAAUUUAAAGCUUCCUCUUUGUGGAAGGAAACAAUGAACAAACCAAUUGAACCUGUGAAAGGUCUGGUGGUGAGCAUCGGAAAACCCUCUGGAUCCCAUGGCCUAAAUGUAGGGAUUCUGAAUUGGGUCUGCCAAUCACCUCUGUAAUUUUUGAAUGGAUUAUUUCCAGUAGAAAUCACCCCAUGAUAAUCAGAAAUUUUGGGAAUUUUAUCUUUAUGUUUCUGAAGUAAAAUUGUGGAAAAUAUGCUUUGAUAUCUGAAAAACAGAUUUCCUUGAUGACCUUCUCAUACGGCAUUAUCAUACGUGCAGUAGGUCUGCAUGUUUGUUUCACAUUAUGUGCAUGCACAAGAACAAGAACGUAUAACAUCGUAAAGAC